This is a messenger RNA of Brassica napus (rape), 641 nucleotides long. RefSeq names its product V-type proton ATPase subunit G1-like. Gene Ontology annotation, cellular component: vacuolar proton-transporting V-type ATPase complex. Bases 94 to 426 code for a protein of 110 amino acids. Gene Ontology annotation, biological process: proton transmembrane transport. The transcript is spliced from 4 exons. Lineage: Eukaryota; Viridiplantae; Streptophyta; Magnoliopsida; Brassicales; Brassicaceae. The record is from RefSeq and is a predicted model, not a curated record. Gene Ontology annotation, molecular function: proton-transporting ATPase activity, rotational mechanism.
UUGUGGGUGAUCAGAUCGGAUUGAUUUUGAUUGUGUAUCGCUUCUCUCUCCGCUGUCGGAACAAGCCAAAAGCAGAGGAUAAAAAAAAAAACAAUGGAGUCCAGCAGAGGUCAAGGUGGGAUCCAGCAGUUGCUUGCUGCUGAACAGGAAGCUCAACACAUUGUCAAUGCUGCCAGGACCGCAAAGAUGGCAAGGCUGAAGCAGGCCAAGGAGGAGGCUGAGAAGGAGAUUGCUGAAUACAAAGCUAAAACAGAGCAAGACUUCCAGAGGAAACUUGAGGAGACAAGUGGAGACUCGGGUGCGAAUGUGAAGAGGCUGGAGCAGGAGACUGAUGCCAAAAUCGAACAGCUGAAGAAGGAAGCUUCCAGGAUCUCCAAUGAUGUUGUGGCGAUGCUCCUCAAACAUGUCACCACUGUCAAGAACUGAGAGAGAUUCGAUUCCAUUCCUCUGUAAUAAUCAAAAGCCAUUUAUGAGUUUAUUUCUUUCUUUAUCUCAUUUCAGAGACUCAAAUCUCAUAUGAAAUGUGUUUCUUGUAAUUUAUUCUCUACCUUCUUCUUCUUCUUCUUCUUGUUUGUUGUAUUCAUCAUUUCCUUUUGAGGACUGUUGUAAUAAAAUUGAGAGCUGGAUUAUCCUUUUUUUUA